Phodopus roborovskii (desert hamster) is the source of this 2131-nucleotide messenger RNA. RefSeq names its product presenilin 2 (gene Psen2). The transcript has 11 exons. Bases 248 to 1594 code for a protein of 448 amino acids. Gene Ontology annotation, cellular component: neuronal cell body; Z disc; perinuclear region of cytoplasm. Gene Ontology annotation, molecular function: aspartic endopeptidase activity, intramembrane cleaving. Lineage: Eukaryota; Metazoa; Chordata; Mammalia; Rodentia; Cricetidae. Gene Ontology annotation, biological process: calcium ion transport; negative regulation of apoptotic process; intracellular signal transduction. The record is from RefSeq and is a predicted model, not a curated record.
CGACUGCUGUGGCCGCGGGCCCCUCGGGGUACCCGGGUCUGGGCUCCAGGCUGCGGCCCCGGCGGCGAUCGUGGCCUUUUUGGCUGGGGCGAGGAGAAGGCGCCGGGGAGGCGGCAGUGCGGCCGGCCCAGAACUGGGGCUUGGAAGGAGCGUAGGAAGCGGCCCUGGGCCUCUGGCUGCGUCCGGGUGUCCUCAGCGUCCCUUCCUGCCUCUGGAGCCGCAGGCAGGGUGCUUCUGAGGAGGGAGCAUGCUCACAUUCAUGGCCUCUGACAGUGAGGAAGAGGUGUUCGAUGAACGGACAUCCUUGAUGUCAGCCGAGAGCCCCACAUCACACCCCUGCCAAGAGGGCAGGCCAGGCCCGGAGGAUGGAGAGAACACUGCCCAGUGGAGGAGCCAGGACAGCGAGGAAGACUGUGAGGAGGACCCAGACCCGUAUGCCUGCAGUGGGGUUCCUGGGCGGCCGCCGGGUCUGGAAGAAGAGCUAACCCUCAAGUAUGGGGCGAAGCAUGUCAUCAUGCUGUUUGUGCCUGUCACACUGUGUAUGAUUGUGGUGGUAGCCACCAUCAAGUCCGUGCGCUUCUACACAGAGAAGAAUGGGCAGCUCAUCUACACACCCUUCACUGAGGACACGCCCUCAGUGGGCCAGCGGCUCCUCAACUCUGUGCUGAACACCCUCAUCAUGAUCAGCGUCAUUGUGGUCAUGACCAUCUUCCUGGUGGUACUCUACAAGUAUCGAUGCUACAAGUUCAUCCACGGCUGGCUGAUUAUGUCCUCGCUGAUGUUACUGUUCUUGUUCACCUACAUCUACCUUGGGGAAGUACUCAAGACCUACAACGUGGCCAUGGACUACCCCACACUCUUCCUGGCCGUCUGGAACUUCGGAGCAGUGGGCAUGGUGUGCAUCCACUGGAAGGGGCCGCUGGUGCUGCAGCAGGGUUAUCUCAUUAUGAUCAGCGCACUCAUGGCCCUGGUGUUCAUCAAGUACCUGCCAGAGUGGUCUGCCUGGGUCAUCUUGGGUGCCAUCUCUGUGUACGAUCUUGUGGCUGUGCUGUGCCCCAAGGGACCACUAAGGAUGCUGGUGGAAACUGCCCAGGAGAGAAAUGAGCCCAUAUUUCCUGCCCUGAUAUACUCAUCUGCCAUGGUGUGGACAGUGGGCAUGGCAAAGCUGGAUCCCUCUUCUCAAGGAGCACUGCAGCUCCCCUAUGACCCAGAGAUGGAAGAAGACUCCUAUGACAGUUUUGGGGAGCCCUCAUACCCCGAAGCCUUUGAAGCCCCCCUUCCUGGCUACCCAGGAGAAGAGCUGGAAGAAGAGGAGGAAAGGGGUGUGAAACUUGGCCUGGGAGACUUCAUCUUCUACAGCGUCCUGGUGGGCAAGGCGGCAGCCACUGGCAACGGAGACUGGAACACCACACUGGCCUGUUUUAUCGCCAUCCUCAUUGGUUUGUGUCUGACUCUCCUGCUGCUUGCUGUGUUCAAGAAGGCCCUGCCCGCCCUCCCCAUCUCCAUCACCUUCGGGCUCAUCUUCUACUUCUCCACAGACAACCUGGUGCGGCCUUUCAUGGACACAUUGGCUUCUCACCAGCUGUACAUCUGACGGGAGACGGGGUGUGGCUCUGAGGGCUGUAGGAAGCUUCUCUGGAUGCAGGUGUUUAGCUUUCCACUCUAGUGCCAUAUAUAUAUUUUUUUAAAACAACUUUUCUUUCCUUACAAAAAAAGAAAUUUAAAAAGUGUCGUGUUUACUUCGUGACGAGGAAGCAGAAGCUGCUCUUUGGUGCUAGCAGUCUUGUCACCAGACUGUGGCUUCCCUGCCAGAGUGUCUCUAACAUCAGUGGGAUGCUCAGCACGUUAUCUUCAGGGAUGAGGUCACGGGUGUGGAGCAGGUCUGUUAACCUCCAGGGUUGAACAGAAGGACAUGUGCGUCAGUGGGGACCAGGAGGCAUGGUCAGAGAGGGACACUAAGUGCCAUCACCCUGACCAGAGGAGAAAAGCCAGUUUGCAGUCAUGGAUGUGCUUUGUUUGUGAUGUCUCUAUUACUUUAGUACCUUUAGAAGCGAGUUCUGUUCUUAUGACAACAGUGGCUGCUGGGAAGUGGCUUAAUAUCAAUACCAAUAAAUAGAUGCUCCUGUUGGAA